Cladocopium goreaui is the source of this 361-nucleotide messenger RNA. NCBI's taxonomy places the organism in Eukaryota, Dinophyceae, Suessiales, Symbiodiniaceae. The record is from the annotation of a GenBank genome assembly.
AUGACGAAGUUCAGCUAUUCCACCAGAGUCUUGACUCGCUUUGUGCGACUGCCUAUCCCAGGGAGCGAGCAAAUCAAUGUGCUGAAUGCUCGAUACGCCGACUUUGAAAAUCAGGGUGGGCAGAUGCUGCGCAUUCCUUUUUUGAAGGAUAACAAUCGCUGGCAAGAUCGCCCUGAGAUGGAAAGCAAGAAAGCAAAGGCUGCGGACAAGGCGGCAGCCAAGGCCAAGGCCCUGCCGGCGCCUGGUGAGACAUCGCCAGGUGGGACCCAAAAAGUUGCUGCGGACUACCUUGGAAAGGGCGCCUUCGCCUAUGGCGGUGACCAGGACAUGCUUGGUUUCGAAGAAGAGCUCUUGAAAGCAG